AUGUCUGCGCCCGAGUGGCAAUGGGAUGCCAGUCACCAGGCCUGGUACUACUGGGAUCCCGUCCAAAACCGUUAUGUCUGGCAAACCCAGACCAACAAUGAGGAAGAAAACCAGGACAACAAUGUCGUUUUGACCACUGUCGAGGAAGGAACGCCAGAGCAAGUCACAGAUCCUCGAGCUCUACAGUCAGGAAUCAUAGCUCACAAGAGAGUUGGUGCACGAGCAGGUGACGCUGAGGGGCUUGAUCGACGGUUCGUCAGACACUACCCAGGCAGGGAUUUCUACAAGGUCGGAAGAGUUUUCAAAAUCCUUUGGCCGGAGCCAGCCGGAAAUUGGCAUGAGGGUGUAACUUUCGUGACUGGAGCAUACGGUGAACAGAUUUACAACAAGAUUCGUUGGUUUGUCGUUAUCCGGGAAGGGCAGGAUUGCUGCACUUGCCUACCAAUCCAGACGUACAAUAAGCAAGGGGUAGCAAAGCCAGGAGUCAUCAAGCCGGAACACUCUGUCGCGUACACCAUUGACACCUAUCCAUACGUUCCUGACUGGGAGGACCCUCGCAGGGAAAUGCUAUCGCCAAUUCCCGUCAUUCCCAUCGAUCCAGCACAAAACAAGAUGCAUCCCAUGUCUCGCCUCAAUUACGCGAAAGUAUACACUGUGGAGCAUAACGUCAAAACCCUUGAUUUCGGUUAUGUUCCUCCCGACAUGGUUGCGAAUCUGCAACAGAACUUUCUUACUGUCUUGCAGGGACCACCAUCUCCAUCUUCAAGGAGGACGGCUUCAAGCGGGUCUCACCAGUAG
Messenger RNA from Lasiodiplodia theobromae, 798 nucleotides. RefSeq lists its product as uncharacterized. The transcript has 3 exons. Bases 1 to 798 code for a protein of 265 amino acids. Lineage: Eukaryota; Fungi; Ascomycota; Dothideomycetes; Botryosphaeriales; Botryosphaeriaceae. The record is from RefSeq and is a predicted model, not a curated record.